Molecule: messenger RNA, 924 nt
Organism: Anthonomus grandis grandis
Lineage: Eukaryota; Metazoa; Arthropoda; Insecta; Coleoptera; Curculionidae
Gene: Membrin
Product: probable Golgi SNAP receptor complex member 2
Exons: 2
Coding region: 260-895 (211 amino acids)
Biological process (GO): vesicle-mediated transport; vesicle fusion
Cellular component (GO): late endosome membrane; Golgi apparatus; endoplasmic reticulum membrane
Molecular function (GO): SNAP receptor activity; SNARE binding
Source: RefSeq, a predicted model, not a curated record
UGUUGUCAAUCAGCUGUUUUUUGAUGAUUUGGAUUUUGGUGUUUUGAACAUAAAACUUUAAAAAAUUAAAGGAUUUAAUAAUAAGUGACUGGUACCUUACACUCAUAAUUUCCUAUAUAAAUAAUUUAAGUUUAAAGUCUAGAAAGGAAAUAAAUCUUUGUACUUACCUCGACUGCUAAACGCUUUAUAAAAAAUUGCUUAUUUGCCUUUGGUAUAAAGUUUUCCAAUUCAAUUGCUUUUGAAAUUGAAGGAAUGAGCAAUGGAUGUACUGUAUAAUCAAACAAAUAAAUUAAUCCAGCAUACUCAGCAAAGAUUUAAAGUUCUUGAAGGAAAUGUUGUCAAUGCCAAUGAAAUAGAAGUUGAAAUUGCUGAGAACAUAACACAAAUCCAGAGGAACUGCGAGAAAUUAGACUUAUACGUACAUAAACUACCUUUAGAACAGAGGCAAAAUGGAAAAAUGAGAUGUGACCAAUUAAAAUAUGACAACAGGCAUAUGCAGGCAGCCUUAGAAGCGGCAAAGCAGAGACGAUUGCGACGAGAAACGGCGGCCAGUGAAAGGGAGCAACUUUUGAGUCGAAGAUUUGCUCCUAAUCCAGAUUUGACUGCCAUCAAUAUAGAUUAUUCUGUCCAGCACCAGAAUUCCCUUCACAACGCCCAUAGAGGGGUAGAUGAGAUGUUAUAUACAGGUUCGAACACUUUAGACUCCUUAAGAUCUCAAAGGUCGACACUAAAAGGGGCACAUAAACGUAUUAUAGAUAUGGCAAACGUUUUAGGCGUGAGUAAUCAUACUAUGAGAUUGAUUGAAAAAAGGGUUUCAGAAGAUAAAGUCGUUUUUGCUGGGGGUGUAUUGACAACUUUUGUGGUAAUAAUUUUAGUCAUUGUUUAUUUAACAUAGUUUUUUUACAAAUAUAUGGUCUACUAUUA